Messenger RNA from Ostrinia nubilalis (European corn borer), 675 nucleotides. Its product is annotated as ATP synthase subunit a-like. NCBI's taxonomy places the organism in Eukaryota, Metazoa, Arthropoda, Insecta, Lepidoptera, Crambidae. Bases 1 to 675 code for a protein of 224 amino acids. The transcript is spliced from 2 exons. The record is from RefSeq and is a predicted model, not a curated record.
AUGCUGAAUAAAGUGUUCUUGUUCCUGUUCCUGUUCCUGUUCCUGUUCCUGUUCCUGUUCCUGUUCCUGUUCCUGAUCCUGAUCCUGAUCCUGAUCCUGAUCCUGAUCCUGAUCCUGAUCCUGAUCCUGAUCCUGAUCCUGAUCCUGAUCCUGAUCCUGAUCCUGAUCCUGAUCCUGAUCCUGUUCCUGUUCCUGUUCCUGUUCCUGUUCCUGUUCCUGUUCCUGUUCCUGUUCCUGUUCCUGUUCCUGUUCCUGUUCCUGUUCCUGUUCCUGUUCCUGUUCCUGUUCCUGUUCCUGUUCCUGUUCCUGUUCCUGUUCCUGUUCCUGUUCCUGUUCCUGUUCCUGUUCCUGUUCCUGUUCCUGUUCCUGUUCCUGUUCCUGUUCCUGUUCCUGUUCCUGUUCCUGUUCCUGUUCCUGUUCCUGUUCCUGUUCCUGUUCCUGUUCCUGUUCCUGUUCCUGUUCCUGUUCCUGUUCCUGUUCCUGUUCCUGUUCCUGUUCCUGUUCCUGUUCCUGUUCCUGUUCCUGUUCCUGUUCCUGUUCCUGUUCCUGUACCUGUUCCUGUUCCUGUUCCUGUUCUUAUCAAAAUAUACAGCAGUUUAUACCGACACUUUAGACGAAUUUCCGUCACACGCUAGGGAAUCAAAACCUACAAGCUCAGAUCAUAGAAGGGAAUAG